Molecule: messenger RNA, 1039 nt
Organism: Elaeis guineensis (African oil palm)
Lineage: Eukaryota; Viridiplantae; Streptophyta; Magnoliopsida; Arecales; Arecaceae
Product: polyubiquitin 11
Molecular function (GO): protein binding
Source: RefSeq, a predicted model, not a curated record
AUUACUUUUCUUUGUGGUUACGGCGUCCAACCCUAUUGGUCGCACCCGUCGGCAAUCUCAGCUAUAAAUAAGACCCCUCCGCCGUUCCCCUUCCACCCAAUUUCUUCUCGGUUGGUAGGAAAGAGUCCCAGGCCAAUCUCUCAGGAUGCAGAUCUUCGUCAAGACCCUCACCGGCAAGACCAUCACUUUGGAGGUCGAGUCGUCGGACACGAUCGACAACGUCAAGGCCAAGAUCCAGGAUAAAGAGGGCAUCCCCCCGGACCAGCAGCGUCUGAUCUUCGCCGGCAAGCAGCUGGAAGACGGCCGCACCCUCGCCGAUUAUAACAUUCAAAAGGAGUCCACCCUCCACCUUGUCCUCCGUCUCCGUGGAGGCAUGCAGAUCUUCGUCAAGACCCUCACCGGCAAGACCAUCACCUUGGAGGUCGAGAGCUCGGACACGAUCGACAACGUCAAGGCCAAGAUUCAAGAUAAGGAAGGUAUUCCGCCGGACCAGCAGCGUCUGAUCUUCGCCGGAAAGCAACUUGAGGACGGUCGCACCCUCGCCGAUUAUAACAUCCAAAAAGAGUCUACUCUUCAUCUGGUGCUCCGCCUCCGUGGAGGGAUGCAGAUCUUUGUGAAGACCCUCACGGGAAAGACGAUCACCCUCGAGGUGGAGAGCUCGGAUACCAUUGAUAAUGUCAAGGCGAAGAUCCAGGAUAAGGAGGGGAUUCCGCCGGACCAGCAGAGGCUGAUAUUCGCCGGGAAGCAGCUUGAGGACGGCAGGACCCUUGCCGACUAUAAUAUUCAGAAGGAGUCCACCCUCCAUCUGGUGCUCCGUCUUCGCGGUGGGAUGUGAAUCCCCGGCCUUUGAUCUGGUGGUCCUUUUAUAAGUGUGUUCCAUGGUGUCGGUGUCCGUAAGUGUCGUCUAAUGUGUUGCCCGUUUAAGUCAUUGUCGUACGCCGGCCUAAUGUGGUCGCGCCUUCUAUCGUCUCCUCGUUGUCUUUCUCAGAAGAUAUAUGCUGCAAAGUUUGAAAAUAACAAUAUUACUGUUUAGUGUCUA